Calidris pugnax (ruff) is the source of this 1165-nucleotide messenger RNA. It is a transcript of the gene TMPRSS12, whose product is annotated as transmembrane (C-terminal) protease, serine 12. Gene Ontology annotation, biological process: proteolysis. Lineage: Eukaryota; Metazoa; Chordata; Aves; Charadriiformes; Scolopacidae. Gene Ontology annotation, molecular function: serine-type endopeptidase activity. The record is from RefSeq and is a predicted model, not a curated record. The coding region runs from base 1 to 963 and encodes 320 amino acids. The transcript is spliced from 5 exons.
AUGGCGUUUGUCUCCCCAAGGCCCCGCUGGCGGGAUGGAGCCCGGUGUUCCUGGGGACGGCUGAACCCCCCCCGCCACGGGGGGCAGGGCACGGAGCCCUCCCUUCGCUUUGCUUGGUGCGGGAAGCAGCCGCUCUCAGACGCCAUCCCGGGGUCCCGCAUCGUGGGGGGACAGGACGCCGUGGUGGGCUCCUGGCCCUGGGCCGUCAGCCUCCAGCUCCGCCGGCCCGGCAACAGCUUCACCCACGUCUGUGGGGGAGUUCUGGUGAACGAGAACUCGGUCUUGACGGCGGGCCACUGCGUGACGGGAAGGGAGAACCUGUACUCCUGGAGAGCAGUUUUGGGCACGCAUAACCUGCAGAAAUUUAGCAGACACACAGUGAAAAGAAAGAUCAGAAGCAUCACGGUGCACCCGGAAUUCAAGAGGGAAACGUUUGAGAACGACAUCGCGCUGUUUGCGCUGGGCUACGCCGUCCGGUACAACGGGCACAUCCAGCCCAUCUGCCUGCCCCCCGCCGAGCUGCCCCCGGCGCUGGAGAACGGCACCGACUGCUUCAUCAGCGGCUGGGGACGCACCUACGAGCAAGGUGAUGCUUCGGCUGUGUUAAGAGAAGCUCAAGUGGAAAUCAUCCCUUACAGCACCUGCAACGGCUCGGACUCCUACGGGGGGCUGGUGAACAGGAACAUGCUCUGCGCCGGCUCUCGCUCCGGGGAUGUCGACGCCUGCCAGGGAGACAGCGGUGGACCUUUGGCCUGUUACCACGCUGGGACCAACACGUACUACCUCAUGGGCAUUUCCAGCUUCGGCCUGGGCUGCGGCCGACCGGCGUAUCCCGGGAUCUACGUCCGCCUGACGCAGUACAGAGCGUGGAUAGCAUCGGAGCUGCAGAGCAGCACGGCCAGGAGCCCCCUCAGCAUCCCCCUGACUGUCUGCCUGACUCUGGCAGGGAUGGCACUCGUGUAGACCUGCUGAAGGGACAACCCAUCGUGUCAUCGCCGGGGGGUCGGUUUGCCCCUUAAACCGUGGAAAGAGCCAACUCCUGUUUCACAACAAACCCGAGAGCCAAAGGACACACUUAUUUUUCAGAAGUCAUGUUUGCAAUUGUGUUGCCUUUUUUGUUUCCUGCCUUUGCUAUCCCCACUAACAGCGGAGCAAACGAUUACAG